UAGCCCCUUAGGGUUUUUUCUUUGCGAUGGAGAGGUUGAGAAGGGGGGCUGGGUUGGAGUGCUUCCUCCAUUUCUGCGUGGUUGAGGAGGAUGAAUUUGUGGCGCCAGAUGCGGAUGCAGUGAAGCAGCACCCUUCUUGCAGGUCCGUGGUUGUAAGGCCCGGCACGACUCUUCUUGAUGCCUUGAAGAAGAUACGCAAUGUUGGUCGAGUGGACGCCCUUGAUCCGGAAGCGGGCUGGAUGCAACUGGAGCCCGAGCUGCUGAGUGGCUUGUGCUUAGCCGGUGACACCUUCUAUCUGAAAUGCAUUCGCACUGCCUCAGUGCCUGCAGCACCUCCUCCGGUUGUAGCACAUGUUAGAUCCGGAAUGGAGUCUGAAGAUCCUACUUACAGCAUAAUCCAGCACUACCAGCUCAAGGAAUUACCUCCACUACAUCAGUUGGAGGAGUGGGUGGUUACAAAGCCAGACGGCCUCGUUUUUCCCAUAGCCGACAUUUUCUUCGAGGCGUUCAGAAGUGUGAAUUCUGAGAUUCGUCUUUUUGAACGGGAGCACGAUGGACUUUCCUGCACUUUACUCAGUUUAUUCCUGCGGCCAUUCCUUAUGCUUCCCCCGACUGGACACACGGAGGCCUCCUACAUACACUUCUGGGAGUCCCUCAUUUCCGACAUCAUUGGUCUUUUCUGCGUCAGGUCUGUGCUUACGGAUCGGGACACCAACUUGGAUUCCAACACAUCCGCCAAGCGACCGGACCGAUUGAUGUUUGUUGGCAACAUCCCAGUGGGACGGGCCGAAGAGAAGAGGCCUGGUAUUUCUGCUGCCAUACCACUUCAAGAGCUCAGGGACAAGACAGAGUGGAGGUACGGAGGCGUUCCCUACCUGUUGGCUUAUUCAGCAAUUGGUGGUAGCGUUACGUUUGUGGCACUUCAUUCAAGGGACCCGUCGACGCGGGAGGUCUUGACUAAACAGCUGGUAACCCUUGACCUGUUUCAACUACGCGAUCGUAUCCGGCUUCUCGUCGUCCUCUUCAACAUAGCCAGGUUGUUCCCCGUUUUAAGCAGGCUCUGCAUUGAGUACGACGUCGAGGCAGAUUAUUUACCAGCAACAACAUCCGGAGACAAAACCGUGCAGCUUCAGGCGAAGAAUGUCGUCAAGACGUAUAAGGAUUAUGAUACGUAUUGUACAGUCUUCAACAUCUACGAGGCUAUCAAGGAUGUUCCUCGAGUUGAGAUCUGUACAACCCAGAGAAUCAUUCAGGCUCGGAAGCGAAACAGGAGUUUGGACUACAGUUUAACUUUCGUACCCCGGGUGACGUUUCGUCAGAGAGCCAGGCCACUGAACAAUUUGUUGCCGGCUCUUGUUCAAGUAGCAAAAACGCUGAACGAGCUUCACAAUCGGGGCUGGGUUCAUAGGGAUGUCCACUGGAGAAAUAUUGGCAAGUUUGGCGGUGACUGGUAUCUGAUCGACUUCGAUGAAGCUGCUAUGGUUCCAUGCAUGGAGCCGCAUUUGCUUUGUGAAGAUGCGCAUGCACCUGAGAUGAGAACUGGGGAACAUGGCUAUCCAGUAGAUGUGUGGAGUAUUGGCCAUCUGAUUGCAACCAGCAAGGUGCGAUGUGAUGGUGGGUUGCUACAGUUGCAGGACGAAUGUUUGAGUGAGGAUCCCUCUUCAAGGCCUACCAUGCGACAGGUUCUUUACAGGCUUCAGGAGCUGCCUGCCCUUCUCGCGCUCAUGGGCAAGGUGUGAUCAACGAUGGCUUGCUGAAAGAGCUGAAGUCUGUGAAUCUUAAUCUGUGAUAAAAGCUCAGACAAUGUGACAUCUUCUUCAUCUGCUUCUUGUGAUCAGGUCCUUGUAAAACUGAUACGAGCAAGCGAAAGAUUCGUUUGUGCUGCC
Selaginella moellendorffii is the source of this 1886-nucleotide messenger RNA. RefSeq lists its product as uncharacterized. Bases 27 to 1739 code for a protein of 570 amino acids. Gene Ontology annotation, molecular function: protein kinase activity; ATP binding. Gene Ontology annotation, biological process: protein phosphorylation. NCBI's taxonomy places the organism in Eukaryota, Viridiplantae, Streptophyta, Lycopodiopsida, Selaginellales, Selaginellaceae. The transcript has 4 exons. The record is from RefSeq and is a predicted model, not a curated record.